AGGAGCAGUUUACUUUUUUUUCCUUUUCGGAUUAAGGGGGCAGUUUACGUUUUCCCAUUUUUAAGAAGCUAUUCUCAAGUUCCGCCUGAAGCGCCUCCCCCUUCUGGCCAGGCCCGGCCGGCUCUCCUCUACGAGUCCUGCCAGACAUCUCAAGGUGAAAUGGAAAGCCUUGACGUGACUCCUGGGGACAAAGGCAGCGUGGAAAACUGGAAACGAGAAAAUCAAAGGGAGACAUCCCAUAAUGAGAACCCUCUCCAUUCUGAUCCAUUGACGGCACAUUGGAAACCAUGGAAACCAUACCAACGACCCCGCGAAUUAGUCAGAGGGUGCAUGCUGAACAUCCGGGGUGUUCUGGGAACGCUGGGUGGGGUGGAGUGGUACGGUUACGCCGCUCUCGGCGUCCUCGCCGCCGUCCUCAGCUUCCUGAUGGACCUGAGCGUGGCAAAGCUGCUGGCGGCUCACCGGUGGCUUUACGAUAAACUGGAAGGCAACCGUCUUCUGCAGUUCCUGUGCUGGACUCUUUACCCGGUCUCCCUCUGUUCCCUCUCUACGUCCUUCUCUCAUAACGUCUGUCCAUUCUCCGCAGGUUCUGGGCUUCCAGAGAUUAGGACAAUGCUGGCUGGUGUGGACAUGCCUCAUUACCUGUCCCUUACAAACAUGUUCGCCAAGUUCCUGGGUCUCACCUGCACGCUGGCAGCCGGCAGCACCGUUUUCCUCGGCAAAGUGGGUCCUUUCGUGCACCUCUCCACUAUGGUAGGAGCCUACUUGAGCCAGCUCUGUACUCUGGUAAACGGCACUAAGAAGGAGAAAACUGAUGGAGAAAUGAUGGUGGUGGCUGUUGCUGUUGGGGUUGCUAGCUGUUUCGGAGCUCCAGUCAGUGGUGUCUUGUUCAGCGUGGAGGUCAUGUCCACCAGCUUUGCCCUGAGGGACUACUGCCCCUGCUUCUUCUCGGCAGCCUGCGGCGCUCUGGCCUUCCGACUGCUCUCCGUGUGGAGUGGGGAGAGAGAGACUCUUCAGGCAUUGUUCAAAACUAGUUUCUCUAAUGUCCUGCCCUUCUACCCGCUGGAGAUCCUGCUAUUUGCCUUACUCGGCCUGCUGUGUGGGGUGGUGAGCUGCAUGUACCUCAUCUGCCAUCGUUGCAUCCUGCGUGUCUGCAGAACCAGGCGGCGGCUGGCCCACAUGUUGACAACAGAGAAGGCUCUCUACUCUGCCGGGGUGGUCUUCCUCCUUGCCUCUCUGACAUUUCCUCAUUCUGCUGGUCAAUACAUGGCUUCUAAGUACACCAUGAAGCAGCUCCUCACCUCCUUAUUGGACAACACACAAUGGGGAUUUCAGUCCCACAAUGCCUCUUGGACCGAGUGGAGUUCAUCAGGGAGUCCUGUCUCUUGCUCUCUCGCUGUCUUCCUGCUCAUGAAGCUGUGGAUGCUGGUCCUAGCAUGCACCCUGCCCCUGCCAGCAGGCUACUUCAUGCCAGUGUUUGUCUAUGGUGCGGCUAUGGGGCGUUUAGUAGGGGAAGGACUUGCCCAUGUGUCCUCCACCAGAGACAGUACAGGACACAGGUGGGCUUCUGUGUAUCCUGGGGGCUAUGCACUGGCUGGUGCGGCAGCAUUUUCUGGGGCAGUCACACACACCUUGUCACCAGCCCUCCUGGCUAUGGAGCUAACAGGACAGUUUACCCAUGCUGCCCCAGUCCUUCUUGCCACCCUGGUGGCCAAUGCUCUGGCACGCUCAGGACAGCGUCCGUCUUUCUACGAUACCCUCUCCAUCAGCAAGAGGCUCCCACACCUUCCAUCUCUGGUUAAAGCCUGCCCUGGGCUCUCCUCUGCACUGAUAGGGCCGGUUUUGACUCCUGUUGGUGUGGUGCUGGAAAAAGGUGCUGGGCUGCACAAAGUUCAGCAUGCACUAAACACCAGCAAUGAAACAGAAAUCCCGGUGGUGGACUCCCUCGAUUCACAGAUUUUGCUGGGAACCGUUCAGCGAUCAGACCUGCUAAUGUUACUGCUUGACAAUAAGAAUAAGGUAUCGGAGACACCCUUGGAGGACAUUUUCUCUUUUCAUCCAACCGCUAUCAAGCUAUCAACAAGCAACACUAUUCAGGAGGCCCAUAGUGUGCUGAGCAUGCUAGUCACAAAGAUCUUGUUUGUGACUGAGAGAGGAAAGCUGGUUGGUGUCAUCACGUGGCCCGAGAUGCAAAGAAUAUUGGAGGACUUAGCCAAAGAAAUCUGAAGUGUUGACGCUCACCAGUCUCCCCCCCCCUUUUUCUCAUCAACUGUACUUGGCCAAUUACCCCACUCUUCCGAGCCGUCCUAGUUGCUGAACCACCCCCUCUGCCGAGCCGGGGAGGGCUGCAGACUACCACAUGCCUCCUCCAAUAUACGUGGAGUCACCAGCUGCUUCUUUUCACCUGACAGUGAGGAGUUUCACUAGGGGGACGUAGUGCGUGGGAGGUUCACGCUAUUCCCCCCAGUCCCCCCGAACAGGAGCCCCAUCCAACAGACCUGAGGAAGCGCUAGUGCAGCGACCAGGACACAUAUCCACAUUCGGCUUCCCACCCACAGACACAACCAAUUGUGUCUGUAGGGACGCCCGACCAAGCUGGAGGUAACACGGGGAUUCGAACCAGCGAUCCCUGCGUAGGUAGGCAAUGGAAUAGACCGCUGCGCUGUCUGAUAAGUGUGUGACACAAAGAUGAGAAUACUAAUAACAAUAAUGAUGAUAUCCCCCCCCAUUCUCUCACUAUUAGCAAGUCUGCUCACAACCAACACUUAUUGAUCAGCCCCCAGCUCAUUCUGAUAAACAUUAAGUAUAAAAGCUACUUCCUCCUCAUUGUGACUGAACCUCCUCUCCCCUGGGGGAGAUGGUGGGGGACAUUAUCUUAUUUGCAGAUCCGGAGAUUAUCUCACAUGACACGGCAAUAUUAAACAAAUUAGUGUGUGCCACUGAUAGCAUCUCUGGAUUCAUUAUUUGGUCAGAUGAAAAGGCCCGUGAAACCGCCGUCAAGUCCUGUGACAGUGUCACCACGCUGGAGCCGCUUUUCCUCCUUCAGCUCUGCCGGCUCUCCAACACCGAACAGCCUGUGUGCAGAUGCAUAUUCACACCCUAACCACAAUCGAUUCUGUUUAUGCAUUUCUUUGAGACAUCAACAUUUUUUUUGCAGCAAAUAAACA
Molecule: messenger RNA, 3167 nt
Organism: Lampris incognitus (smalleye Pacific opah)
Lineage: Eukaryota; Metazoa; Chordata; Actinopteri; Lampriformes; Lampridae
Gene: clcnk
Product: chloride channel K
Exons: 20
Coding region: 160-2226 (688 amino acids)
Biological process (GO): chloride transport; transmembrane transport
Cellular component (GO): membrane
Molecular function (GO): voltage-gated chloride channel activity
Source: RefSeq, a predicted model, not a curated record